This is a messenger RNA of Diabrotica virgifera virgifera (western corn rootworm), 3433 nucleotides long. RefSeq lists its product as uncharacterized. The transcript is spliced from 2 exons. The record is from RefSeq and is a predicted model, not a curated record. NCBI's taxonomy places the organism in Eukaryota, Metazoa, Arthropoda, Insecta, Coleoptera, Chrysomelidae. Bases 153 to 3308 code for a protein of 1051 amino acids.
UCCCAAAUCCUUUCGAAACGACGACCCUGAAAUUUCUAAUUAAUUCUUGUUUGUAACUGGUUAUCAACACAAGUAUUUAAAAUAAAACCCCAUCGAUUUUUUUGCUCUUAACUGUUUGCAACUUCAAGUGGUGUUCUUGAAGGAGCGAAAGAAUGAAGCAACUACUGUUUGUCUUAGUUUCCGUAGCCAUUUACGGCACCCUAGAAGCCGCAAACUGUGCAAGACCCAACCUCAACCGUGCCAAUGUCUAUAUCUACAGUUCAAUAGGAAAAGUCCCAGUCAGAGUCAGCAGAUGCCUCUUCAACGACACCAAGGACGCCUACUCCGACAUCUCAGACAACUGUGUAAAAGCUUUCCAAUCCGGAACCUUCAUCGACAAAUGGCAGGAUAAGAACAUACUUGCUGAGAAAGGUUCUCCAAUCGUAUUGGAAGAGUACGUUUCCAAGGCUGAUUUGGUGAAAAACGAAAUUUCUCUGAGAACAGGCAAGAUUUGCAGGUACGAUAGAGGUUUCUGUUAUGAUCCAACUGAAACCAACACUUAUGCUGUCGUUUGGGAAAUCCUCGACAAGUCCAAAGUUCAAUGUCCUAAUCAACUCUUUAAGGUAUUCCAAGGAGAUGUUGAUUUCUGGGAAUUCAAGCAACAAGGUCUCAACUAUUUGUUCCAUUACGAUGCGCUUGAGGACAAAGCUUUUUACUUGAGCUUAGAGAACAGAGCCCAAUGUCAAGAUACAGAUGUUUGGUACACCGAAGAAGGUUACAUUGUGUCCACUAAGCCACUUAAAUCUAAAGAUAUGGAAUCCAAAGGAUUGGCUCUGAGAACCAAAGGAGGAGUUAAAGGAGGUGUUAAGGGAGGAGCCAUAAAAGCAGGAGCUAGCGUAAGUCAUGAUUACUUCACUGUCAGAACCAAAAAAAUUGUAAGUGAAAACAUUUUAAAACAUUGUGACAUCAAAUCUCUAUCAUUUGAAGAAUUGAUUGAAGCCGUCGAUUCAGACUACCUACAAAACCCCCACAACUUGCAUCUUAUUUUGGAACGGUACUACAACCUUAUUAUGGACACAAAACAGGAAGUUAUCGAACUUAUCUAUAAAGAAAGUACAGUAAACAUUACAAAAGAAUUAAAACAACAACUUAUUAUUCUGCAAGAGCUUUUAGAAAAAACUCGCGUGGAGGUUACUCAAAUCCAAGAAACUCUUCUUGCUGCUGGCGAUCUCAAAGGAAUAAGAAUUGAUGUAGAUACUUUGGCUAAACAAAUUGCCUUAUUAUUGAAGACAAACGAACACUACGAUGAAAUCAUUAAAGAAAUUUAUGAAUCUAUUAAAAAGAACACUGUUUUGAUCAACGAUCAAAGUAAAGAAAUUACAACUCUCUAUGAGAAAGUGGAAAAAAUCCAACAAAUUAUAAACACACAACUCCCUGAAUUUAUCACAAAACAAGAGGUGUACGAAAAGAUCACACAAAUAGAACAAGAUUUUCAUGGAAAGCUCAGAGAUUUAGCCAUGAAUGUAACCAUGCUCAUUAUGGAAGGUGGCGGCGGCGGCUCUGGUGGUGUGAGAGGAGGACCAAAAGCAAAAGAAGAACUUGAAGGACUUGUUCUUGAGAAACUAAAAACUUUCAAACUUGAUGAACUAGAAUCAAAAAUUGACAGGCUUUCAGAAAAGAUUCAAUUAGAAUUAAACCAAUACAGAUAUGAAUCGUAUAGUAACUCAACUCUCUUAGAGGAAAGAAUUUUGAAGAAGCUUGCCGACUUGGAGGCCAAAAACAAACCAAUUUUAGACAGGUUGAAUAAGUAUGAAGAACAAAUCAACAAUUUGUUUAGCGAAGUCAGUGUUAUUAAAGAAACUGCUGAACACUUUAAAGAAUCUGUAGAAAAAGUUUUUAAAGAAUUUGACUCCAAACAUGAAAGUAUUUUGAAAACUUUUGAGGACUAUGACAAACUUAUUAAUCAAGUCAGAAGUGACUUAAAAGUAUUGAGUGAGAAGGAAAUUGACUUUACUCCAGCUAUUGAAAAAGCGAAACAGUUGCUCCAAGAAGCACUUAAGUCAAGAGACAUUCGUCUUGAAACCUUAGAAACUCUUGCUGUUAAAUUGGGAGACAGUGUUGAAAAGAGCGAACAAGAGUUUGAUAACGUAGAAAAUCAAAUUAAAGGCCUCCAGGAAUCUUUAAGUCGUAUCGACAGAGUUAAAGAAGAAAUUUCAGAAGUUAUUGAUAGAAAAUCAGCUCAAUGCGAAAAGAAUCUUUCUGAGUUGAAGGAAAUUGUAGAACAAAUAUCUGCAAAACGCGAUCAAACAGACAAAGAUCUUCAAGCCAGUAAAGAAGCUUCAAAAACAAGGAUAGACGAAGUUUACGAAGAAUGUAGGUCUUCAAUUGACCAUAUUAAUGCCACUUUAGGAGAAGACAGACAAUUAAUUGACCAAAUACAAAGUGAAGAUACCAGGAUCAACGGUGUUAUUGAUAAUUUAAAGAAAGAAAUCGGAGGCCACAAGGACUCUAUUUCAAAACUUGAAAGCCUCAUAACAGAAAAGAGUUUUGCGUGUGAAGCUAAAGGCAAGCAAAACCGUGAGCUUAUUGAUGAAUUGAAGAAAAAGGUAACUGAAUUGUACGAGAUCGUUAAAAAACAAGAGGAUCUGAUUCUCGAAUUAAAGAAAUCAACUGAAAAAGCUUCCUUUACUAAAGGAGGUACUAAGGGUGGUACUAAAGGUGGUACUAAAGGUGGUACUAAAGGAGGAUACGGUCAACAAUCUCAAACUAGCCAAGACUUCGAUUACGAGAGUGAAUGGAACAAUGGUCAAAAGAUUGUCUCACAACAAACAUCUGAUGAUUGGGAACAACAAAACCAACAAUUCGGUGGAAGUGACAGCUACGUUAAAACUACAAAGACUGUUGUUCAUUCUUCGAUACCUGACCACAGCCACAUUCACAAACAAACCACACAUAACUCCCAUUCCCACUCCUCGAUAGAAGAGACUGACGUCAACUUGAUUAUCGAAAGACAAGAAGGUGAAAUCACUCACUUAAGAACAGUCCUUGCCAACGCUCAUGUCGCUCUGGAUGCUCAUGAGCAUAGAAUUGAUGACUUAGAACUUAGGAUUGAUCAAUUAUUGCACAAACUUGCUCAUGUACAAAAAGAUCUAGAAGGUGAUAUCCAUACCAUGGAUAUCAGAGUUGAUGAAGUACACGAAGAACUUGUGCAUUUGGAGAGUGACUUAAGAGGUUCAAUUGCAGGAUGCUGCCAUCAAAAUCACGGACAGCUGGUUAGUCAUUCGAACAUGAAGACAUAUACUAGUAGUUACUCCGGCAGGAAACAUUAAAACCUUUUAACUGAAUUCAUUGAAAUAUUUUUAACAUUUUCACUUUAAACAAUUAUUAUUUAUUUGUUAAGGUUCCAUUCUAGUGAUAUUUUUAUAUAAAUGUAUAAUAAAUCUUGACAAAAAAC